Leptonychotes weddellii (Weddell seal) is the source of this 3236-nucleotide messenger RNA. The record is from RefSeq and is a predicted model, not a curated record. Lineage: Eukaryota; Metazoa; Chordata; Mammalia; Carnivora; Phocidae.
AGGUCUUCUUGCUUUGGCCUUGGGAGAGGCCUCAGCGAACCCGCCUCCUUGGGCUGUAGAGACAGACCGAUUCAAUCGAGUGCGGUCUCACUGAGGAUCCUAUCUGAAAGCGUUCCGGAUGGAUCUCGAAACUGAGGGCGGAACAGACUGGUGGUGUAACAUCAGACCUCGCCUUCUCGGCUACAGGGCUUGAGAACUGAAGCUGGAGAACGCAAUGGUGCAGCAGAGACUGGCUCUUUUUUCGUCUUGGGCCAGUGGCCGCCUCUGAGUGAAGUGGUGAUGGGAGGAGCAGGCAAAGCCAAACGCAGAAGGGGCGGAGCCAAGACUCCAAGGUUCUGGGCCUACUCUUUGCCCUCUGGUCACGUUUAGCGACUUGGAAAAAUGGGGAGAAACUAUCCAGGCUUACUGUCUGGCACAUAGUAGGUGCCCAGUAAUUGCUGAAUGAAUUAAAUGGGCGAAGCUAGAAUUUUUUUUCCUUCAUCAAGCAAACUUGCCCAAACCUCUCGUUCCUGGUUAGUUAUGAAGUACAGAGCUGUCCAGCCCCUUCCACGCCCGGACGAUUUGGAAUGGAUUUGCACCUCGAAGGGAGAGACAGAGGGGGCGCUAAGAAGGAUUAUCUCUCCACUUGGGUCCCUAUCUUUUCCCCAGGAGGUCUAGAGUCCUGAGAAGAAUGAGUGCUCAGCUCAGCCCACCAGGAGUACCGCUUCUCGGCUGACGUGGGGAUUUAGUUGUGGGGUUUGGGGCUGGGCCCGCCCUGGGGCAGUGAUGUCCCAGAACUCUAGGCUCAGACUUUGGGCGGCCCUCUCACCGCGUCCGCAGUUCCUGGUUCCAGGGUCCGCUCCGGGGAAUCCCCGGAGCAGUGCUUUCCCCAUCAUCCAUUGGUGGGGAGGGUGUGAAGGACGCUGAGGGCUACUCCUGUCGCCGAGAGCUGCCCCCUAGCAGGGCUGCGCUCUCCCUUCGUGCAGCCGCUUCAUCUCCCUCUACAUAACGAAAACUGCUUCCCAUCCAUUAUUUCAUCAGGGCUUCGGGCACUUCUGCAAGGCCUGUCUGAAGAGCAUGCUGCCCCCUCACUCCCCGCCUGGCCUCGCCAUCCCUGCCCCCCCAGCCUGACCCCCGGCCCCAGCAUGGCCCAGGGUGCCAUGCGCUUCUGCUCGGAGGGUGACUGUGCCAUCUCCCCACCACGAUGCCCACGCCGCUGGCUCCCCGAAGGCCCGGUGCCACAAAGCCCCCCAGCCAGCAUGUAUGGCAGCACAGGCUCCCUGCUACGGCGGGUGGCAGGUCCAGGUCCCCGAGGCCGGGAACUGGGACGUGUGACAGCACCCUGUACACCCCUGCGUGGGCCCCCCUCACCCCGUGUUGCUCCCUCACCCUGGGCACCCUCUUCACCCACUGGGCAGCCCCCACCAGGGGCUCGGAGCUCUGUGGUCAUAUUCCGCUUUGUGGAGAAGGCCAGCGUGAGGCCACUGAAUGGGCUACCUGCUCCCGGAGGCUUGAGUCGGAGCUGGGACCUGGGUGGGGUCUCUCCUCCCCGGCCCACCCCAGCCCUGGGGCCUGGCUCCAACCGGAAGUUGCGACUAGAGGCAUCCACAUCAGACCCACUCCCAGCCGGAGGAGGCUCAGCUGGGCCUGGCAGCCGGGGCCUUAUACAUGGGCCACCAACCCAACCUCAGGUUGGGGCAGAUGGCCUUUACUCCUCUCUCCCCAAUGGGCUGGGGGGACCCUCUGAGCACCUGGCCAAGCUAUUCCCAGGACCUGCUGACACUGGACUCCUGAACCAGGGAGACACCUGGUCCUCCCCCCGGGAAGUCUCCUCUCAUGCCCAGAGAAUUGCUCGAGCCAAAUGGGAAUUCUUCUAUGGCUCCCUGGACCCCCCAAGCUCAGGUGCUAAGCCCCCAGAGCAGGCCCCCCCAUCUCCACCUGGGGUGGGCUCAGGGCAGGGCUCUGGGGUGGCUGUGGGGCGAGCAGCCAAGUACUCCGAGACGGACCUGGACAUGGUGCCCCUGAGGUGCUACCGCGAGACGGACAUCGAUGAGGUGCUGGCUGAGCGGGAGGAUGCUGACUCGGCCAUCGAGAGUCAGCCCAGCUCUGAGGGCCCGCCUGGCACUGCCCGCUCACCUGCCCCACAUCGCGGUCCAUGCUUUGGCCCUUGUCCCAGCCUGGGCAGUGGAAAUGAGGACGAGAACGAGGCAGGUGGGGAAGAGGAAGUGGACGACGAGGUGUUUGAGGCCUCAGAGGGGGCCCGGCCAGGCACCCGGAUGCCUCACCCUGGGCCUCUCAAGUCGCCUGUGCCCUUUCUACCUGGGACCAGCCCCUCAGCUGAUGGGCCUGACUCUUUCAGUUGUGUGUUUGAAGCCAUCUUGGAGUCACACCGAGCCAAGGGCACCUCCUACACCAGCCUUGCCUCGCUGGAGGCCCUGGCCUCACCUGGCCCAACCCAGAGCCCCUUCUUCACCUUUGAGCUGCCUCCCCAACCCCCUGCCCCCCGGCCUGACCCUCCUGCUCCCGCCCCACUUGCACCUCUUGAGCCAGAUUCUGGUACCAGCUCCGCUGCUGAUGGGCCUUGGACACAGAGACGGGAGGAAGAGGAGGCAGAAGCUGGAGCCAAGCAGGCCCCAGGGAGGGAGCCCCCUAGUCCCUGCCGCUCAGAGGACAGCUUUGGGCUGGGGGCAGCACCCCUGGGCAGCGAACCACCGUUGAGCCAGCUGGUGUCCGACUCGGACUCAGAGCUGGACAGCACAGAGCGGCUGGCCCUGGGAAGCACAGACACCUUGUCCAAUGGGCAGAAAGCAGACCUGGAGGCCGCGCAGCGCCUAGCUAAGAGGCUAUACCGACUAGACGGCUUCAGGAAGGCCGAUGUGGCCCGGCACCUGGGCAAGAACAAUGACUUCAGCAAACUUGUGGCUGGCGAGUACCUCAAGUUCUUUGUCUUCACGGGCAUGACUCUGGACCAAGCUCUCAGGGUGUUUCUGAAGGAGCUGGCCUUAAUGGGUGAGACCCAAGAACGGGAGCGUGUGCUGGCCCACUUCUCCCAGAGAUACUUCCAGUGCAAUCCUGGAGCCCUGUCCUCAGAGGACGGUGCGCACACGUUGACCUGCGCCCUCAUGCUACUAAACACCGAUCUCCACGGCCAUAACAUUGGGAAGCGCAUGACCUGCGGAGACUUCAUCGGAAACCUGGAGGGCCUCAAUGAAGGCGGAGACUUCCCCAGGGAGCUGCUCAAGGACAAAGUGAACUAA